Messenger RNA from Owenia fusiformis, 3029 nucleotides. Lineage: Eukaryota; Metazoa; Annelida; Polychaeta; Sabellida; Oweniidae. The record is from the annotation of a GenBank genome assembly.
AUGUCUGACCCUGCUUCUUUUAGUAGCUCUGGCUUCUCUACACCUGCCAGCACUCCCUCCUGUGUCUCUCCUUCUCCCACUGCCGCUCCCCCACCCCCACCACCUCCACCACCACCGCCAUCUGGCGGGGCUCCAGUGAAGACUCAAAAAACCUGGGAUCCUGUGGAGACUGAUGUGACUCCAACAAAGAAGGAGAACCCUAGCCCAAGUCAGACGGGCCCAGGAGCAUUCUCUUACAUACCCGAUAAUAUAGCAACACAAAUGAUGAAACCGGGGGACAAGAAACCAUUUAGUUACACUUCUGGAUUGACAGAUGAAAUAAAACAAAGGCAAGCUGAGAAACAACAAAGUAUACAGAAGAAAAAAGCGUUAGCUAUGCCUAAGUAUAUGAAUUCACCACAGAUGUUGGCUGGAAGGACGAAACCACCGGCAGAAAUGCCUCGGUCUACUCAUUCUGGACCUGAACAAGGCACUACCGUCCUUGCUCAAUAUAAUUCCCCCAUAGAUGCAUAUUCUGGGGCGAAUAUAGCUGAAACUUUUGAGGCACAAACUGGUGGGGCUGUUACAGUUGGGGGCAUCCAGAAACCCAAGGACCCAGAUUACACCCAGUCUGCCACAUAUAAAUUUAUACACGAAGGCGGAGAGGCACCUGAACCUCAGAGAAAUUUCGUAGAUGAUUAUCCAAACAGAGAUAACUUUGUGGAUCCAUUAGAACUUAAACAACAAAAGAGACAAGACAGAUACUCUAAUGAUGAUGUGCCAGACAGAAGCGACUUUGUAGAUCCCUAUGAAGUAAGUAGGAGACGAAACAGACGCAAUACAGAACAAGAUGACAUACCAGACAGAAGUGAUUUUGUCGAUCCAUAUGAGUUAAAGCAACAGCAGCGUAAACACCAUGAACAUGAAUAUUAUCCUGAGCGAGGCAACUUUGUAGAUCCUUAUGAGGUGAAGCAGAGACAACGACAAAUAGAACAGGAACAGAUGAGACAAUCAAAUGAUGAAAUGACGUUUAGUGGUCUCCAUGGCAACACUGCCACAGCAUCAAAUAUACCUUCAAAGGCUUUUGCAAUGCUACAAAGAAUGACUGGAAGCACUGAUGACAUACCCCCACCCCAACCUAGAAAGAAAUCUGUACCUACAGAAGAUUGCAGGGCUGCAACUCCCCCUUAUGAGGACGAAGAGGAAGAUGAAGAAACGAAAGCUGCCAAAUGGACAGAUGAUAACAUAAAGAAAUCUUCAUAUGUUCCGCCAUCAGAACCCCAUAGACUUGAUCUCUCUGGCCAACUGAAUCCAAAACUUGCCAAUAAAGUGAGCAAAUACAAGGACGAUGAGAGUUUACAAAAAUGGAGGUUGGAGGAGGAAAGAUCUCGCCAAGAGAACCUUACAUAUGUUAAAGCGGCUAGGAAAAUAAGAUCUACACUAUCACCUGAGAACGAUCCUUCAGCAGAGCUUAAGAGAGCUCGAUCCAGACUCGGCAGUAGACAUUCUGUCAAGUAUGAACCCAAAGAUACAAAAAUACAAAACGGAACCUCAGAAGCAUCGAAUGGUGCUCAGAGUACCCAGGCAUACCAGUCAGGGAAUGAACGAGUUGGUAAUGAUGAAAUGCAAAAUUCUGCAGACGAAGCUCUGCUUAAAGUAAAAGAAGAUGGUAUGAAGAGUAAAGAGAAAAUCAAUCAUGGUGAUGACAUAUACACUGGAGAUGUAGACACAGAUGACAACGUCAUGGGUGAAAACUAUAAUGAAAAUGACAGUGAAGAAACAUUUGCUUUACCUGAGUUGAAAUUAUUACCCAAUUCAUCUGGAGAAUCACGGCUUGGAAAACAAUACAGUAGGGAAAGCGAAACUGAGAUAUCAAAAGCUAGAAAAAGGCUGGGUUCAAGAAGGUCAAGUUGUGAUGAUUCUGAUACAUACGGUAGCGUUGGGAGCGAUGCUAGAGUAGAUAGCAGACUUGAAAGUGGAAGUGAAAUUGACUUUUACAAAAUGAGAAAUCGCCUGACAUCUGCAGAAGAUAGAGAAAUACAUGAUAAAGGUAAAGACCUGGUCGAACCAACAGAGGUCGACAUUGCUCGUGCAAAGCUAGGAACCAUGAGGAAGGUGAACAGGCAAAUUGACACUGAGCCAGAGCCAUUCAGUGAGAUGAGCCCAAUGGCUAUAAAUCUGAACUCUAAACUAGCGAGUAAGUUGGACGCUAUGCGCCAAGCAGAAUAUUCUCAAGAGGAGAGACUGAGAGAGGAACGUGAGCAACAGGAUCAGAUAUCAGUUGUCAAGCGUCAAGAUAACGAAACAAAUGUUGACUCGAGUCCAGUUUUGGUUCAGUCCAGAUUGACUUUGAGGGGUCGAGCCCCAGCAAUGCGAGGGAGGAAUAUGAACGAGGAGUACGAAGAUCAAGGGGGAGUAGAAGGGGAUGGACAACCAAGGGAAGUCAGAUACACUGGAGGUAGCAUCCCAAGUAAAUCCUUCCACAGAUUGCAGAUCAUGACUGGCAGCCAAGAUACACCAACGCCAGCUCCCCAGCCAGUCCAAUUCUCUGCAAAAGCAGUUUCAAACGGCAGUGCCCAACCAGCAAAUGAUGAUAGUGUUCAAUCAAGUGCUUCAAUCAACAUCACUCAAACAGCUGAACCAGGAGCAACUGACUUCUAAAUGUGACAAAGAAAACUGAGAACGUGUACAAAACAUGUGUAAACUUGCACUAGACAGAUGUGAAAGUGUCAUUACAGAUGUGAACUAAAACAUAACAUUCAUUGAAUUGUACAAAACAGGUGCAAAGUUGUUAUGGACGUUCACAUACUGGUAGUGUGACUGCUGUAGACUUCUUCCCUUUCGUAGUUGUGAUUGUGAACAAUAUAUUAACUAGAAAAAUGUGACUAAGUAGUACAACACUGACAAUAAGACUUGUUCCAUUUACACAUAACAGUUGUUCUGUAAUUGAAUUACACACUGUUUCAGUGUAUUUGGAUGAAUAUAGAGAAAAUUGACUAGAUAUUGAAAGAUCUUAAUUGACUCUGUAAAUACUGUAAAUACGUUGUUAA